This is a messenger RNA of Rhopilema esculentum, 702 nucleotides long. The record is from RefSeq and is a predicted model, not a curated record. Lineage: Eukaryota; Metazoa; Cnidaria; Scyphozoa; Rhizostomeae; Rhizostomatidae.
CUUUUCUAGUGAAAAUGUCUCGCUGUGCUCUUUAGGUGUGGUCGUAAAAUGCUUUAUUUAUACCUACUCUUCGUAAUCUUUUCACAACAAACAAAGUCAUCUUCUUUGAGUUCAUGUCUUGUUCUUUGCGCGUUUGACAACAAAAUGGCCAUCAAAUUGCCCCAGUUGCUCGAGUGUUUUGUUCUCAUCUUGUUUAUUAACCGGAUACAAACAGUUACCUUAGAAGAUGUUCAGAAAAUGAAAGAUGACCUAAGCAAGGAGCUCAAGUCGAUGGAGAAAACAGUGGCAGCGAAGAAAAGUGUAUACAAAGAUAACCAGUACGAAGUGGUUCUGAGCGACUUAAUCCAGCAUGAUCUUCAAGAGUCUUUGAAACAUUUUACAAAGGAUGCAGGGCCUGAGGAAACAGCAAUGAAAAUGAUCAGGAAACUAAUCGAUGAAGAAAAAUCAGGAUAUGUCGAUGCUGAUGACAAGAUACUGGAUCGACUCAUUGCUAAAGAGAAAGAAGAAAAACAGCAAGGUAAGGGAUGAAUUCAUUUCGAAUUUAAUUUAAAAGAUUGUGUUAUAAGUGUUUUACGUGUAGACGAAAAAGGGUUAUGGAGAAACUGUAAGAUUGUACAUGGAAUUUAUACAAAUUUAGCUGAACAAUUAAAUUUUUCAGUAACGCUUUUUUCACUGGUAUCCAAAAUGUCAAGGUGUACCACC